Molecule: messenger RNA, 441 nt
Organism: Macrosiphum euphorbiae (potato aphid)
Lineage: Eukaryota; Metazoa; Arthropoda; Insecta; Hemiptera; Aphididae
Source: the annotation of a GenBank genome assembly
AUGAUGCCUAGAGGAAAAAAUGGUUAUUCCUGGGAAUUAAACUCAGGAACUCAAGACAGCGAGCCUUUACUAGAAAGGGAUACUGAAGAUCCAGAUGAUGUGUUAUUUACAUCCCGCCCUGGCACAUCAACAUUUGUAGCUGAUAUGCUUAGUUCACAUUCUCAUAAGAUGAAUAAUCAACACAAUCAACUUGACCUUAUAUCUAAUUCAGUCAAAACAUUGAAAAAUGUUUCAGAAGAUAUAAGUGUUGAAUUAGAUCACCAAAAUGUAAUGCUUGAAAAUUUAAGCUCUGAAUUAGACAAAACAGAAUCAAGAUUAGACAUGGUAUCAAAAAAGGUGGCACAAGUUCUACAAUUGUCUGAUGAUAGAAGACAAUGGAUGGCCAUUGGGAUUUUAGUUGGUAUUAUUUUAAUAACCAUCAUUCUUUUAAUAAUUUUGUAA